This is a messenger RNA of Ziziphus jujuba (common jujube), 1006 nucleotides long. RefSeq names its product MATH domain and coiled-coil domain-containing protein At3g58210. The transcript has 6 exons. Gene Ontology annotation, molecular function: protein binding. Bases 53 to 1006 code for a protein of 317 amino acids. The record is from RefSeq and is a predicted model, not a curated record. NCBI's taxonomy places the organism in Eukaryota, Viridiplantae, Streptophyta, Magnoliopsida, Rosales, Rhamnaceae.
UCUCUCUCUCUCUCUCUCCAUUCUGUCGCUGAGCUCUCCUUGGCAACCUAUAAUGAAGAAAGAGAUUUUAAAAUACAAAAGAGAUUUUCCACCAGUUGAUUAUUCACUGAAGGUAAACUCAUACACUUUGCUUUCGGAGUCAAAGACAGAAAAAUAUGAUACCAAUGUCUUUGAAGCUGGAGGCCAUAAAUGGAGAUUAUCUUUUUACCCAAAUGGAGACUUGAAAAAUAAUGGGAAUGGUUACAUCUCCCUCUAUUUGGAAAUUGUUGAGACAAACACUAAAGCGCUUAAUUGGGAGGUCACCGCUAACUUUAAAUUUCUUGUUUAUGACCAAAUGGAGGACAACUAUUUAACCAUCCAAGUUGCUAAUGGAGUUGUUAGGCGUUUUCAUGCAAUGAAGAAAGAAUGGGGAAUUGCACAGUUACUUCCACUUGAAACGUUUAAAAAUCCUUCUUUAGGAUAUCUCCUUAAUGACUCAUGUGUAUUUGGUGUGGACGUUGGUGUUGUAAACUGUAGUGGAAAUUGGGAAUCUAUAUCCAUGACUAAGCAGCCAAAGAAAGGCACUUACACUUGGAAAAUCGAAAACUUCUGUAGCUUAAAUAAACCUUUUUGCUCUGAAGUGUUUAAUGUCGAAGGAUUAAAUUGGAAGUUAUUCAUUUACCCAAAAGGAGACAGUUCUCAUUAUGGUGUGAAGGACAAGUCAUGCUCAUUUUACUUAGAACUGGUAGAUUGGGGAAGUCGUCAAAUGAAGAAAGCAGUUUAUGCAGAAUACAAUCUAAAAGUGUUGCACCAAGUCGAUGAUGAUCAACAUGUUGAACGAAAAGCUAGCCACUGGUUUAAGGACCAUAGUCUCAAUUGGGGUUAUGCAAGCUUUAUGCCUUUGAAGAAUCUCCGUGAUGAGUCUAAAGGAUUCAUUGUGAAGGAUACUCUAUUUGUCCAAGUUGUCUUCCUUGUUAUUUCUGUGGCUGAUGGUUUUUCAAGUAAAAACAAAGACAAAAUUAAAUAG